Zea mays is the source of this 2219-nucleotide messenger RNA. RefSeq lists its product as uncharacterized. The coding region runs from base 1731 to 2060 and encodes 109 amino acids. The transcript is spliced from 12 exons. NCBI's taxonomy places the organism in Eukaryota, Viridiplantae, Streptophyta, Magnoliopsida, Poales, Poaceae. The record is from RefSeq and is marked predicted.
CAGCGCCACGAAUUGCUCGCCUCGUCUCCCUCUCCCUUCGACCCCGCCUCGUCGUGGUCGUGGUGACCAAGGAACCCAAGCUCGGUGGUGGCGGAUCGGGGGCCGGCGACGGCGACGACCCGAGGGAAGAAGCUCACGCCGCUGCACCUGGCCGCGAGCCCGCGACACUAGCGGAGGACAAGCGCGACAUCCUACGGUAGGCCAUCACAGGGGCGUUGGGGGACGACGGAGUGGCUCGGGACUUGUUCGAGCACGCGUUGAGCAACGCGCCGGAGAAGCUUCCAUUGCAGUCCUCGCCGUCAAAAUCCGUCCGGGUGUCCACGACACUGGUCGAGGUCCUGCGCCGCGCGCAGUCCACGCAGAAAAAGCGCACGAACGCUGCUCGAUCUGCUCCAGGACUCACAGAUCUCCGUGGAGUAGCUCCACAUCCCCACUCGCUAGAUAAGAUCUUCCCUCGCUUGUUUCUUCCGCUGCUGGUCCGCUGUUUGCUCACUGUUCUGAUGUUUUUUCAGGUCCACAUGCCGAAAGCAAUGGCGACGCUGAGGAGAUAGCUGCUCGUGAAGCCUGCCCGAGCCUCCUCGUGCCAGAUCUGGCCAAACUUGAAUCAGUUGUUUACUGAUUUCUCCCGAGCAUAUGUGUGCUGCUGGCAACUUACCACAUGGGAUUAUUACAGUUGAAGAGGCCAAAGAGUUCUACCCACUCUUUGGGCUAGGUGCCAAUGUGGCACUCAUCUUUUCUGGACACACAUUGAAGUAUUUCUCAAAUAUGAGGAAGAUUAGGUCCUAGAGUGGAUGGUUGGCCAAAUUCGUUGAAGGACAUGACGAGCAUAUUGGUUGUACCGGGUCUUGUCAUCACUGGUGUCUAUUGGGGAGUGAACAGAUUUGUUAUUGAUACCUCAUCAAUGUAGCGGAAAAAGAAGGUCAAACCAAAGCUCAUCAUGGGUGAGAGCUUGAAGGUUCUAUUGUCAUCUUGGUAUGUGAGGGAUUUUGCAACAUUGGUCGUUGAUUAUGGAAUAAGCAUUAACCUUAUCGAGACCGGGACGCCAGUGGGGAGGCGACGGGUGUUCGUGUAGAUAGAGACUGGCUGCAUUCUCGGCAUGUACCUGGACCGCGGGGACAACAUGCACACCGUCAAGCGCUACUUGCAGCUCACGCUCAACGUGCCCAGCGGCGAGACCUUGCUCACCUUCGACGAUCGCGUCCUAGACCAAAAAUGCUUGGGUAAAGGAGUUUGGCUUGGAGGCUAUGUGGAAGAGCCCAAAUGGCACAAUUAGGAACAUUCUGAAUGGCACUGUGUUCAGAGAACCAAUCAUCUGCAAAAAUGUCCCAUAGCUUGUUGUAGAUAUGGAAGGAAGACCACAAUCAUAGAGGGAAAAGAAGAGCAAGUUGAGCUGGAGGUGUUCAACUUCACUGGUGUAGGAGGAGUUGCCUUAUCAAUGUACAACACUGACGAGGUGCACUUGGUGCUUGCUACUAUUCCAUUAAGAAAUGGCCAUUGUAUCUUCGCACCAAGAACAUUAUUUUGAAGAAAUAUUAUGGCAAGUUCAAGUAUCUCCAGUUUCUUGUUUUACCAUAUCCAAUCCAAUUUGUGCAUGGGCCUCCGACGAUGCCACGGUGAUCAAGGUAGACAUCGUCAAUAGCCAUGACACGCUGCUCGCCGUCGUCCAGGUCAUCGCCGACCUCAACCUAAUAAUCUGGAAGGCAUACUUCUCCUCUGAUGGCAGCUGAUUCAUGGACGUGUUCAAUGUCACCGACCGUGAAGUAACAGGGUUCUCGACGCCCAAUCAUCCUACAUCCAGAAGACGCUGUAGGUGGAUGACUGGUACUAUCUGGAGGCACGCAACACGGUGGGCAUCGUGGCAUUGGAGGACUACACCUCCAUCGAUCUCAUGGGCACAGACCCGGGCCUGCUAUUCGAGGCUAUCUGCCCAGUUAACAAGAAGAUGGCUUUUGUCGGUUAUGCCAGAGCAUGAGCUUGUUCAUGUUGGUCCAGAUACCCGCUUGAACUACAAAGUUAUCGAGCUACGAACACUCUCAAACCAAGCCAUAUUCCAGAUCUAGUGUCAAGUUGAAAACGUAAGUGUGACAUAAUAUUUUUAUUGCCAAUCUGUUAUUGUUCAUAUAUUUGAUAAAAGAUUGUUGUCCUACAACUCCAUACUUAAAUUGUAAUACCCACUUUGUAAAAAAAACUAAAGGGAGAGAUUAUAUUCCUUUAUAUGU